This is a messenger RNA of Cylas formicarius (sweet potato weevil), 1107 nucleotides long. RefSeq names its product peroxisomal biogenesis factor 19. The record is from RefSeq and is a predicted model, not a curated record. The transcript has 5 exons. Bases 146 to 1027 code for a protein of 293 amino acids. Gene Ontology annotation, biological process: protein import into peroxisome membrane. Gene Ontology annotation, cellular component: peroxisomal membrane; peroxisome. NCBI's taxonomy places the organism in Eukaryota, Metazoa, Arthropoda, Insecta, Coleoptera, Brentidae.
UCUAUGCAUGUCACCUGAGAGGUCGAUGUGUGACGUAACAUCAAUCUUUUUUUUAAUUUAAAUGUUAUUAUAUUUAAUUGUUGCUAGUUUUACCAAAAAAAUAAAAAAUAUUUAGUUCCAUAUCUGCAGUUGACGACUUUUUAAAAUGAGCGAAAGUGAAAAACCGUCGUCGAGCGCAGACGACAAAGAAUUGGCCGAUCUUCUGGACAGUGCCCUGCAAGACUUCGGUGCAUCGAAACCGGGCAAAAAUUGCGAUAAACCAACUGGCGACGGCAAAAAACUAAGCGAACGUACCGAGGCCGAUGUAAGCGCUCAAGAAUGGUCGGUAGAGUUUAUUCAGCAAGCGGCAAGCCAAUUCGAGGAAAACUUCGCCCGGUUUCUUAACGCAGGCGAUGCCGACGCCCAGGCUACGCCCGAUGCGAUCCAGCGAAAGCUCCAAGAAAUGGCUGAUGCCGCGCAACAAGUGCUGACGAAUCCCGUCGAAAUCUCCGACCAAUCUGUUGAAUUCGCCUCCACCAUCUCGCAAGCAAUCCAGGGAUUAAACUCUGGCUCUGAAGGCCUCAAUAAUCCCUUUAACGAAGAAGAUUUGAUGAAGAUGUUGGGCGGGGGCGGAUCCGGAGAGGGAAACGAUCUGUUACCAUUUAUGCAAGUCAUGAUGCAGGGCCUGCUGUCGAAGGAGGUGCUUGGGCCGAGUUUGCGCGACUUCGUCGAUAAACUGCCCGCCUACCUCGAGGCGCACAAGGACACGCUGUCGUCCGAGGACGCCACGCGUUACGCGGCACAGAAGCGCCUGAUGGAGGAGGUGCUCGAGGAGCUCGACCGCGAGACCGACGGCGACAGCGCUGACGCAAAAAAAGAACGCUUCGCCAAAGUGCUCGCGCUCAUGCAACAGCUUCAAGACUAUGGGCAGCCGCCUGCCGAGCUCGUCGGUGACUUGGAGGCCCCGUUUAACUUCGACCCCACGGGGACGCCGUUGGGCGUGCCCGGUCUCGGCCCCACCGCGAACCCGGAAUGUUGCGUCAUGUGAUUUUAUCCUGUUUGUUGAUUCUUUUGUUUUAGUCUAGCGUACGUUCGAUGUCGAUAAAAAAAUUCUAUUUCCAUUUGUCA